AUGGAAAGACUCAUUUACAAUCAAGCUAUAGAUACAUGUAGAGAUAUCAAGGUAUGUAAUUCAAAAUACACAACCGAUGGCGAGUACUGGAUGUAUCCUAGAAUUUUGAAUUUCCAGAGAGCUAAAUUAUACUGCAAAGAUAUGAAUUCCCACAAUCCUAAGGAAUAUUUGACAUUGAAUGAAGAGAAUUAUGCUGAAUAUCCAAAUGGUUCAAGUUUAGGACAUGGAGAAUGUAAAGUAGAUUCGAACAAUAUGGUUGUUGUUCAGACAGAUUAUGGCUUUACACACCAAGAAUAUGGCAAUCCUGUACCCUAUGGCAAAGCAAUCGGAUGCUCUUUUUUACAUAAUGUUACUAAAUGUCAAGUACAUGGAUCGGUAGAGAUGAAUAUAUCAUUAACUGGCUUGAUUUUUGACUCUUCGACUAAUUGGGUUUGGUUUGGACAUCAAGCUUAUAUUGUAAAGACGAAACGGACCGACCAUGAAAUUUUUAUAGUCGGUGAUGGAGGAUGCGGAGGAGGCAAACCGAAUGGUCAAAUCAAAUUGUUAAUUGAUAAAUCAUACACUCCUCCAUUGGCAUCAGCAACUGAACCAAAGUGUGUAUAA
Molecule: messenger RNA, 603 nt
Organism: Lottia gigantea (owl limpet)
Lineage: Eukaryota; Metazoa; Mollusca; Gastropoda; Lottiidae
Exons: 5
Coding region: 1-603 (200 amino acids)
Molecular function (GO): zinc ion binding; metalloendopeptidase activity
Source: RefSeq, a predicted model, not a curated record